Messenger RNA from Acomys russatus (golden spiny mouse), 2186 nucleotides. Its product is annotated as nephrocan. Lineage: Eukaryota; Metazoa; Chordata; Mammalia; Rodentia; Muridae. The record is from RefSeq and is a predicted model, not a curated record. The transcript is spliced from 4 exons. The coding region runs from base 483 to 2021 and encodes 512 amino acids. Gene Ontology annotation, molecular function: protein binding.
AUUGACAACUGGCACAGCAUUGAGAAGCAGACGGGUGCGGCGUCCACUUGCAAGUGGGAAAGGCCGGACGCAGGGAAGGGUUCCACGUCGCAGAGGGGACUGGCUUCCGCCAGUUUGGCUUCACAGUGGGCGGGAACCCUUUCCCACAGUCGCCUGGGAAAGUUGCAGUAGGGGCGUCUAGGGGCUUGGGUAGGAGCGCCGAGGGCCAUGUGAGCAUGCGCAAUAGCCACGUUUUCCCUUUGGCUUUUCAGUUCGCUUUUAGGUCUGGAAGGGUGUGUGUGCGCUGGCUGUUCUUGUGAGCCAGGGCGUGCAUUCCAGUAAGAAACUGCAUGAAGCUGCCCAUGGAAGCUGCUGACCAAGUUUUGCUGAGUCCAUGGUCCCUCGUGUGAUUGACAAGCCUAUCCCGUGCUAGCUGCCCCACUUUGGUGUUACUUAACUUGGGAACUUAGUUUCCAAAAUUUACUUCACUUAGCAUUAAGAAGAUGCACCUGCUCUGCGCUUUGCUUUUGUGGCUCUCUCUUAGCCAUGGCCUCAGCGCUAACUGUCCAGGCCGAUGCAGCUGUGAUGCUGUGCAGUCUGUGCAAUGCUACAGGCUCCAGGAAGUACCGCCAGGCAUUCCUCCCACCACCAAGAGACUCUACAUCAGCCACAGCAGAAUCCAGCACCUUCAGCUAUCUGACUUCACUGGACUGUUGGCUCUGGAAGAUUUUAUUCUUCUGGCCAGUGGAACAGAGUCUGUAGAAAACGAUACCUUCAAAACCCUGAGUAGCUUAAAGACCCUAGAACUUUGGAAAAAUAAGUUGCGACAAGUCCCCAGGGCUCUCCCAGCCAACCUUGAAGUGUUAAAAUUAAAUGAUAAUUCAAUAUGCGUUCUACAUGGAUCAGAUUUUGAAGGGCUGAAGAAAUUAAAAGUCCUUGAACUGAAGAACAACUUGAUCUCUGCCCUGACUCCCAGCAUGCUCUUCUCACUCACCAGUUUGCAAAGUUUGGUGGUGGAUGGUAACAACAUAGCAUCUGUAGCUGGACCACUGAGCCUUCCACAUCUGAAGUCCAUGAGCAUGGAGAACAACAAACUCCAUCUUGUACCAGGGAAUGUCUUUGCUUCUUUGCAGAAUUUGCAGCUCCUCAGUUUCAGUGGUAAUUUCCUGACUAAAAUUCCUACAAAUCUACCCAGAUCCUUGCUAGCUUUAAAGAUGGAGAGAAACCAGCUCAAAGUGGUUAGGUUUCGAGAUUUGAGACACUUGGAGAACCUGUCCCAACUUUACCUGUCACAGAACUUCCUGUCUUCCAUUGAUGGGGCGCAGCUGCUUACCAAUUUAACUACUCUCGAGGUGUCCCAAAACCGACUUCAAAUGUUGCCUCCCAGGCUACCAGCAAGGUUACAGAAACUUGACUGUAGCGGCAACUUCAUUCAGAAAGUGACGGCACCAGAAUUCCAGGACCUUCGAGACCUGAAACAUCUCUUUCUAGACAACAAUGUUGUCAGCUUGUUUGAGGCUGGAGCCCUUCAGAGGUGUUCUCAGCUGUCCAACCUGGCCCUGGAGCAGAAUCUGCUGCUGUCCAUACCUCUGAGGCUCCCUAAGACCCUGGCCAGGCUGGACCUCAAGGGCAACGCCAUCCAGGACAUGGCUGAGAGGGAGCUCAGGGACCUCAAACAGCUCCAGGUCCUCAACCUGAGGAACAACAAGAUCUCUGCCUUAGACCUCAAGGCACUGGAGGGGCUGCCUCGGCUUAGGCACCUCUACCUGGAAGGAAACCCCUGGAAUUGCACCUGCAGUCUCCUCCGAGUCAGGGAAGUCCUGAAGGCCAAGGGCACGGAUGUGAAGGGAGGACAGUGUGCAGCCCCAGCAGAGCGACAAGGGGAGAUCUGGAUGUCCUCCAAGAAGAUCCUGAGACAAUGUGAGCAUCAUUUACACCAGAACGAGAAAAGCAAAGAGGCCAAGAAGAGACCAAAACCGGAAGACUCUUCCAGCAUUAGACUCAGUGUAGACGAUGACGAUGACGAUUAUGAAAUAGAUUAGAGAUAAGCCUUGCUCCCAGUUUAGAAAUUGAUUUUUAAUGUUCACUCUCUUAAGCAGAAAUACAUUAUCAUUUAGAUAUGCAAACCUUCUUCGUAAGUGUUUUUUGUUAUUUUUGAAGAUGAAAUAAGGAUAAAGAUUAGCCAAAAUGUGGGAGGGAAAAAAAAG